Messenger RNA from Aspergillus heteromorphus CBS 117.55, 1940 nucleotides. RefSeq names its product putative chromatin remodeling complex subunit (Rsc9). Gene Ontology annotation, biological process: regulation of DNA-templated transcription. Bases 150 to 1853 code for a protein of 567 amino acids. The transcript has a single exon. NCBI's taxonomy places the organism in Eukaryota, Fungi, Ascomycota, Eurotiomycetes, Eurotiales, Aspergillaceae. Gene Ontology annotation, molecular function: DNA binding. The record is from RefSeq and is a predicted model, not a curated record.
CGGACCACAUCUAUAAACGUGCCCAUUACGGUUUGCAGUCCGGCAUUCCCGACGAAGUCGAUUUCGCGUUGUACCAUCUUGUCCAGAUAUCAAACCAGCGUUGGGACAAGUUUAAGUUUGAGGGUUUCCCCUUGCUAGCAGAGACCUUGAUGGAAAAGGCCAUAGACAUCUCCUUACUCUGCACGGGCGUGAAAUGGGAACUUCAGUACGACUUUCGUGAAUCCAUGGAUCGUGUCAACGUGCUCAACUCCCUACACGGAACACGAGAUCUGCUCAAUAAGAUCAAGAGGAUACCUGUCACAUUGCCUAGCGACACCCUGGAAACGGACGACUUCAACCACCGUCUACGAAAUGUCAAGGAGGCCACACUGGUUCUUAGGAAUAUGGUUCUGCUCAAAGAGAACGCUUUCUAUGUUUCGCGUUAUGCGAAAGGCCUUCUGAGGGAUUUCCUAGUCUUACUGAUCAAUCUUCCUAACCAGCCACGUCUCAACGAAAUCAAGAACGACGCGUUAGACAUUGCGGAAGAGGUCACCAAGUUCAUGCGGACUGAUCCUGAAGAUCCGCUCUGGAUUUCGCUGCUGGACUGCCUCGAAUCACCGGAUCGCGCCCACGUCGUUCGUGCCCUUUGGGCGAUCACACAUUUCUCCACCGAACUGGAUGAGCCGGAAGGAAACCGUGCAAUGGAGCGCAUGCCAAAACAAACCCUGCAGCAACUGUACUUUCACACUCUCCUGGACUUGGACAAAGAUGUCCUAAGUGGUGCACUCGACUUCUGGUAUCAAUAUACCCUUUCGCGUGAGAACAUCGAGACCAUGCUGGAGAUCUUCGACUUCCCAAGCGUUUUCGCGCCCCGGAUGAUUGCGUUACUGACGUACGAAGCCCGACCUAGCAAGAAAGAGACAGUGCUGCAAGAGGAGAAGGUAGCGCCGCCGCCGUCCGAGAUCCCGCGCGUGCCAGCAGAGCUCCUGAAGGACCUGAUGGAGCUACAAGAGCCGGAGCGCAGCUCUCGCUGGCUGCGCUGCUGCUUUGUCGAGGAUGCUGAAUGUGAAAUUACCCAAAUAGCUCUGUGGCAAGCGUACCAGAGCCGAUUCGCAGACCCUCGGGUUCCUGGGGGUGGUGUUCUCCCGGCAGCCGAGUUCAUCAAAAAUGUCAGUACAACCUUCACCAAUGCGCAAGCGCAAGUCAUCAACGGGCCCGGUGCGGCGACUCGCUUCAUCAUCAAAGGAAUCCGUCCGCUCGAGACCGCCUACACAUUCCAGGGAUUCCCCUACACUUACUGCAAAUGGGCCGAUAACUCCAAGCCGACGAAGACCUGCCAGCGUGCUUUUGGAUCCCCCGCAGACCUGCGCAACCACGUUUUCACCGACCACAUGGAGCUCAAGGCAACCGACACCCCCGGCCAUUACAACCUAGACGAUGCCGAAUCACCAAUCCACACCUGUAACUGGGACAACUGCACGCGGUUCCGCUCCUCUGGGCCUAGUGCUAACACCGCCAUGGUGGCCGGUCACGUGGCCUCGCACUUACCCGAAGAGCGCCCCGAGGACGCAGAGGCCCCCGUAUCCAAGCGCGCGGUGCUCCAAGAGCGCAUCGUUCGCAAGUGGUUCUACAUGGAUACUCCAGUCAACGAGAGGGCCGAGCCCAUCGGCGUAGCCUACAAGGCCGCCCUGGUGCUGCGCAACAUCGCGCGAAACCUCCCCAACGGCGUGGUCCAAAAAUACGGUCUCGUGUGGAAGAAGGCGGUCUUCCUCAGCCACCGUCCGAAGAUAGUGGAAAUAUGGGACCGGAAUCGCUCACUACGCAAGGAACUUACGGAGUUGAUCAUGAUAAUAGAGAAAGAGGAUUAUUAUUAAAUGAAUCUGCCGAGUGACGAACUGGAGUUUUUCUUUCUUUCAGGUUCCCGCUAUUCUAUGGCAUUUCUAAAGUGUGGCUGCUUCUUU